GAGAGUGUGUAUCACUUGAUGUCGGACGAAAAUGACGAAAAAUGUGAGAUUAUUAAUAUGAAUUAAACAAUGAACGACUUCUAACGAGAAAGGAUUCGCCUCUCUUCAUUAGCGGGAAGAGUGGUGAAAGGCGGGAGAAGGAAGACAUUUCCCGGGCUUUUUAUUAACCGCCAUUUUAUCGUUAAUAAUAUCGUAGCUGAACGAGAACAACUUGCCACCCUUCAUUUAGCAACUGUUAGAUUUAAACUCGAAAGCUUGUUGUCAUUCCUUGAAAGUUUGAUAUGUGAGAUGAGACUUGAUGGGAAGCGAGAUGGCAGAUUAUAAUAAUGCUGCAAAAUUUGAAGGUUGCUGAACUGAAACGUAUGUGACUUUGCAAGAAGAGAUUUGUCUUCUGUGGCCGUAUUCCUUAGAAAAAAGGAUCCCUUGAAUAGGACAAGUUUGCUACUUUUCAUCAAACACUUGUUAGAUUCAAGCUUGAAGACCUACUAUGACAUUAUUCUUCAAAAGUUUGAUACAUGAUAAUGGCAAAAAUAAAGGAAAUGAAUUAUAUGUCAUCAAUUCUGGAAAUAAAUAUUUGCAAAAAGCAUAACAUUGAGGGAUCAGGCAGCUUCGAGGGAUCAGGUAGCAUUGAGAGACCAGACAACAUUAAGGAAUCAGGUAGCAUCGAGGGAGCAGGUAACAUCGAGGGAUCAGAAGAUGAGCAUGAGAGAUUGAGUAGCAGCUAACAGAUGCAAUUAACAGAUCAUCAGAACGAGUGACAGGAGAAUUAUCAAUGAAAAGGCCCAUCGAGCGACCGACGACACGGUGACGCGGCGCGUUUGCUGGUGCGUGCUCCUGACGGACGCGGACACGGUCGAUUUAAUUAAACGCAAUUGGGGAGGCGCAGAGGGAGACGAGAAGGAUGACGACAGAGAAACGACGAUGGCGAGGACGAUGAUGCAGACAACGACAUCGCCGCCGGCGACGACGACAGCAGCGGCGGCAGCAGCAGCAGCAACAGCAGCAGCACCGUGUCGGAUUUGCCGGAAACGUCGAUGCCGAUAACGGGAGAUCCAGAAGUCACGGUCGUUCUUUAAGAUGUCAAGAAGCAGCGGAUCUCGUCUCGUCGUCGCAACCGAGCCAGGCUACGUUCGCCGCUUCGAGUUGAACGAUUCCGCGCGGCAAGAAGUCGGCCUGGAUCAUCAUGGAUUGGACCCGGGGGAUCGGCCUGACCGGCGUGCUGUUGUUCUGCUUCGGCUGGAUCGGAGAAACAAACGGCCUGAGGAUGCUGGAGCUGAUGGUGCCGAAGUACGUGGUACGCGGAGAAACUAUAGAUCUCCAGUGCAACUUUAAUCUGGACGGCGAGAAGUUGUAUUCGGUCAAGUGGUACAAAGACGGCAACGAGUUCUACCGAUACGUACCGCAAGAAAUGCCACCUGUUAUGGUGUUCAACCAUCCCGGCGUCACGGCGAUCGUUCACAAUUCUACCGAACGACUGGUCGUUCUUCAUUCCGUGAACCUCAUGAGCUCGGGACGCUACAGAUGCGAGGUUUCGGCAGAGGCGCCGUCUUUUCAAACUGUUUCCGACCACUCGGAUAUGAUGGUAGUCGCUCUGCCGGAUAAAGGACCCAACAUCACGCCGUUUUUGCCGAAGAAACGUCGCUAUCAGCUCGGCGAUGUCUUGCGAUUCAAUUGCACCUCGUUGAACUCAAAGCCACAUGCCUCACUCAGCUGGUACAUCAACAGUGAACGCGUCGAAACGCAGUUCUUGAAGGGGCCCUACAUCACUAAGGACCAGGAGGGUCUGGAGACCACCACACUCAGUCUGGAGUUCCGUCUGCGUUCGAAGCACUUCAAGAAGGGAGACUUGAAGAUCAAAUGCGUGGCGACGAUACUGACUUUAUAUUGGAAAUCGAAUGAGCUCAGCAUAGAGGGUGAGAAACAAGGGCCCCUGAAGAUGCCGGUAUUGGAGAGCAGGGGGACAAGGGCGCAAGGGCACACGCAUGCCGAGCAUAUACUAGCGAGCGGCAGUAUAACGUUAGGACCAUGCGUCGUGCUGGUGAUCAUUGGAUUACUGCUGCGGUAAGGAUCGGGCACACCACUCGUCCUUCGUGCUCAUCCCGUAGGCCUGUGGAAGCCAUCCUCGUGUGACAAGAUUACGUAAUAAAUUACCCGUGUUGUUUAUAUUUUUUAUAAUUGCAAUUAGUGGAAUUAGAAAACCACGUAAUCGUAGGCAGACACUAUCGGUACGUUAGAUAUUACUCGAAUGUGAGGAGAGAUUUCGUUGUAAAGGAACAAGGGGUUUCUUUUUUCAAGGCGAUAAAAAGUCUUCAUCGGACAGUUGCGGCAAUUUGAUCGUUUUAUUUUCGCCCUAAAGAAAUUACAUCUUUCGCGUAGAACAGUACGACGAGCGGCGGCGCAUCUUCUCGUGUAUGUUCGUCGGAAGAAUGUGUACGAGCGACAACCUGUGUCGUUUAUCGUGAAAAUUCGGUGUCGCGACUUUUUACAUCGCUUGCGGCGACUCAUGCGUAAAGUGUAUAAAUCGAUUUCUUCGGAUACGUGCACACACACACACACACACACAUACGCGUGCGCGCAUCACUUCAUCUGCAUAUCCGUUGUGUGGCUAGCGCAAUAUCUGCCGGGCAAACCGAGAACGUGGCGAAUCCCGCAUUUUAUCGAAUUUUCAUUAGCCGCUCUAUGCCUGAUUUGCGAUAGUAAUGAUAGAGUAGAAACUUUAUUCGACUGUAAAGCAAUAUAAUUAACAUUUUAAAUAUAGAAAAUUCCCUGCAGAUUUCCGAACUCGAUACGCAAUAUAUGAUGUAAAAAUAUUUCCAUCGUUAUUUUCGAGUUGAAAGUUGAUAUUUGCGAUUGAAUAUUUAUUAAAGAGAUUUUAAAAUAUCGAAAAAAAUAUCUAAAACGCGUUGUGUAUUAAUCAAUAAGAUUAAUUAUCGGUUAUGCUGCGCUCGACGUUGCGAAUGGCAGAUAUUUAGUUAAGAAAACGAGGGCGACGCGCACGACGCCGUACUUACACGCCGCGUGUGGCCGUAAAUCAAUAAAAUAAACACGAAUCGAGAAUCUAGUGCAUACAACCAAGAAGCGGCAGCGAUGCAGCAGCAUGCAACAAAACAAAUCGUCGUUUCUGUUCGCCGUCAUCCGUAGCCCUUAAUGAUCUAGUCGCUAUUAAUCGUGCGUUAACAAGAUAAUGUCCUAGGAAUAAUUGUACGACGUGUGUGACUGUAGGCGUGCGUUUACCAAAGAUUUUUGAACUUUUCACGCUAAGCAUUCCUAAUUGUUAAUUAAUCACGGUGGCACGGUGUGUAGAGGAAUUUUUCGUAAGUAAAACUGCCCCACUCUUUAUCUAUGGUAGCUUUUAAGGGCAUACUCUGUACAUAUGUAUAUAUGAUAUAUAUAUAAAAUUGCCAGAAGGUAUACUUUUCUUUAAUUUAAUGAUUCCGAAAUAAAACACUGUAAUAUCAACUUACGGAAAAAAAAUAAUAUCGUUGAAUUCUAAUCUGCGGAAGUAUUUUCUUUAGCGUAUCGCGUGAAUCUCUCUCGAAAUGUGUUGUACAUCGAUCUAAUAAAACUAUAAUGAAAGACAACGUAA
This is a messenger RNA of Linepithema humile (Argentine ant), 3586 nucleotides long. Lineage: Eukaryota; Metazoa; Arthropoda; Insecta; Hymenoptera; Formicidae. The record is from RefSeq and is a predicted model, not a curated record.